ACAUACACAAGCCAUUAAUGGGUAUGUGGUGGAUAGUGGCGGUGGCUAUCUUGGCUCACACGGCGUCUGCUGCCGUGAGAGAGUAUGCUUGGGAGGUUGAAUACAAGUUCGGGUGGCCCGACUGCAAAGAAGGCAUGGUCAUGGCCGUCAACGGCCAGUUUCCUGGCCCCACCAUACACGCCCUCGCUGGAGACACCAUCGUCGUCCACCUCACCAACAAACUCGCCACCGAAGGCCUUGUUAUCCAUUGGCAUGGAAUCCGUCAGCUGGGAAGUCCAUGGGCAGAUGGAGCAGCGGGAGUUACUCAAUGUGCCAUUAGCCCUGGCGAGACCUUUACCUACAAUUUCACUGUUGAUAAGCCUGGAACACACUUCUACCAUGGGCACUACGGCAUGCAGAGAUCAGCUGGGCUAUACGGAUCGUUGAUUAUCGACGUAGCGAAAGGGAAGAAAGAGCCAUUGAGAUACGAUGGAGAGUUUAAUCUCUUACUAAGCGAUUGGUGGCAUGAGGAUGUUCUCUCUCAAGAAAUCGGUCUUUCUUCUAGACCUAUGCGCUGGAUCGGUGAAGCUCAGAGCAUAUUGGUCAAUGGGAGAGGACAAUUCAAUUGUUCAUUGGCGGCUCAAUUUAGCAACACGAUGUUACCAACAUGCACGUUUAAAGAAGGUGAUCAGUGUGCACCACAGAGACUACAUGUGGAGCCUAACAAGACUUACCGAAUCAGACUCGCCAGCAGCACUGCCCUUGCCUCCCUCAACUUUGCUGUUCAGGGACACAGGCUAUUGGUGGUAGAAGCCGACGGCAAUUACAUUACGCCGUUCACAACCGACGACAUCGAUAUCUAUUCCGGCGAGACCUACUCCGUCCUUCUCACCACUGAUCAAGACCCUUCCCAGAACUACUACAUCUCCGUCGGCGUCCGCGGCCGGAAACCAAACACACCUCCGGCACUCACCGUUCUAAACUACGUAACCGCCCCUUCUUCUCAACUCCCUGCUUCUCCGCCGCCGGAGACUCCGCGAUGGAACGAUUUCGAUCGGAGCAAGAACUUCUCGAAGAAGAUCUUCGCAGCGAUGGGAUCUCCAUCGCCGCCGGAGACAUUCAACGAACGAUUGUUCCUCCUCAACACUCAGAAUCUGAUCGACGGAUUCACGAAAUGGGCGAUCAACAAUGUCUCCCUCGCGGUUCCGGGAACGCCGUAUCUCGGAUCCGUCAAGUACAAUCUGAGAACCGGAUUCAGCCGGAGCUCGCCGCCGAAGGAUUACCCGGUGGAUUACGACAUCAUGAACCCGCCGCGAAAUCGUAACACCAAGCAAGGAAACGGGAUCUACGUUUUCCCGUUCAACGUAACCGUCGACGUGAUUCUCCAGAACGCUAACGGCUUAAACGCAAACGCUAGCGAGAUUCAUCCGUGGCAUCUUCACGGUCACGAUUUUUGGGUUUUGGGUUACGGUGAAGGGAAAUUUAAACCGGGAAUUGACGAGAAGACGUAUAAUCUGAAAAAUCCGCCGUUACGGAAUACGGUGGCGUUGUAUCCGUAUGGAUGGACGGCGUUAAGAUUUGUAACGGAUAAUCCUGGGGUUUGGUUUUUUCAUUGUCACAUUGAACCGCAUUUGCAUAUGGGUAUGGGUGUGGUUUUUGCUGAGGGAUUAAACCGGAUCGGUAAGGUACCUGAUGAGGCGUUAGGUUGUGGUUUAACCAAGCAAUUCCUCAUGAACCGGAAUAACCCUUAGUGAUCAGUAAUUUGUAUUGUGGCGGCAUUUGAGUCUGGUUUUGUUUUGGUUGUGUACCAAUUACCAUGUUGUAAACCGAAAAUUGUUUCUUGUUAUUGGUGUUGUUGGUUCUUUAGUUGGUUAUAGUGGUUACUCUGAUUUGGUCUGAUUAAGGAGUUUACUGCAUGUAUUUGAUCAAAGAAAUCUAGGGAGUAGAGAAGAGACGAGAAG
Molecule: messenger RNA, 1940 nt
Organism: Brassica oleracea var. oleracea
Lineage: Eukaryota; Viridiplantae; Streptophyta; Magnoliopsida; Brassicales; Brassicaceae
Product: L-ascorbate oxidase-like
Exons: 5
Coding region: 18-1730 (570 amino acids)
Cellular component (GO): plasmodesma; extracellular region
Molecular function (GO): copper ion binding; oxidoreductase activity
Source: RefSeq, a predicted model, not a curated record